Molecule: messenger RNA, 13380 nt
Organism: Ahaetulla prasina
Lineage: Eukaryota; Metazoa; Chordata; Lepidosauria; Squamata; Colubridae
Gene: PSD3
Product: pleckstrin and Sec7 domain containing 3
Exons: 16
Coding region: 1292-4321 (1009 amino acids)
Biological process (GO): regulation of ARF protein signal transduction
Molecular function (GO): phospholipid binding; protein binding; guanyl-nucleotide exchange factor activity
Source: RefSeq, a predicted model, not a curated record
AGUAAAAAGGAAUAUUUUUAUUUAUUUAUUUUAUUUUAUUUGUCAUAACAGCAUACAUAAGCAUAAGCAUGAAGUAACAAUACAACAUAUAAGCAUAUAUAUGAGUAUAAGCAUGUAAUAACGAUAUAAAUUGGAUAUAAUGAAAGGACUCAGUAGGACAGGGACGGUAGGCACGCAGAUGCCCCUUACAGACCUCUUAGGAAUGGAGUGAGGUCAACAGCAGACAGUUUAAGCUUAAAGUUUUGGGGGUUUGAGAAAGAAACGUUUGGGGAACUUGGAUGCGUGCGUGCGUGUGUUGUAGCGCAGCCCUUUUGCAAGGUUCCAGUCGGGGGAAGGAGAUUAUACAGAAUUGCAGCCGCGACGUGUAGUUAGUUGAAUGCACUCCUUACUCCUUUGAGUUCGCUCCUGUCUAGGGGACGCUAUCCCGAGAAUUAGUUCCUUCACCCCAUAUUUUGCUUCAUAGCGGGAUGGGGUGGGGUGUGUGUGGGGGUUUCUCUUUAAAAGAAAGGAAAAAGGAAACUUUCCCUCCUUUUAAGUAAGUCCACGCAGGUACUCCAUCCACGGAUCCCAAAACUUCCUUGCCACGCGGGCGUCUUUCUUUGCACGGCGCUUGCUAAAACAGCAGAGACACCCGAGUCUCGGACUCGCCGGAUCCUUUUCGUGGACAAAGAGACGGGCACCAUUGCUAUAAGCAGCCCUUCCCGAAAAGCCAAACUCGGAGCAAAAGUGAGCACUCCGCUGGGAUUCGGAUUCCACGCAAGCCUCGCUUGGCUCCGGGCAGGAAACGCUUCCUCUCACGGCUUCGCUGCUCCUCAGUGCUCAUGUGCGGGCCCUCGAAGGGAAGGCGGCCGAGGGAAAGGUUUCGCACAUGCUCAGAAGGGUCGAGUCGCCGUCCCUCCGGGCUGGGGCGGCUGGCAGCGUCAGGCGAGGCGGCCGCCUCGGGAGCGGAUGCCCCCCUCGCGUUGUCAUGCCGACUCCUCGCCGCUGCCAUCCUUCAAGCCCGUGUGAGAGAGCUGCUGGCGGCGGCGGCGGCUGAGGCAAAUGCCGGAGGAGCCCCCAGUCAAGUCCUCAGCCUCGGCUGCCGCGGCUCUGAGCGGCGCUUCGCGGCUUCUGCUUCUUUAACAAAAGGAUUCGGCGGCAAGAAAGGUGGGAGAAGCAGGACGCCGCGCGCUGGGCGGCCAGAGGCAGCAGCAGCAGCAACAGCAACAACCCCCGGGCAUCCCACCCUCCUCGGACUAUUGUUGCAGCGAGCGAGAGGAAAAGAGGGGUGGGAUUGUCCGGGAGAUGGAAGAUGGAAGAAAGCGACGAUGGGGGAGAAACAUUUGUUUGGGUUAAUGGUGCAUCAGCUCACUCCCAGACUGUUGCCAAGGCCAAAUAUGACUUUUUAUUUGGCGGAUCAGAAAAUGAAACUACUUCAGAAUCUGGUAGCCAUGGAGGUAGUGUUCUUCUCCCACAAACCAUCAAUGAAUUCCCGGAAUACGGGUCUGUAGAAGCCCAGACGCUGGAGAAAUCAUCUGAGAUUCAUGGGGAAGACAAAACAAGUGUUUUGGAUGGACAUCUGAGUGAUCAGAUGCUCUGCGAACCUUAUGAAAAUGGCAGUUCUGGUGAUGGAAUGGAAACGGCUUCUGAAACAUUGCAAAGCCUGUCCAAAGAGGAAAAACACUCCCAGUUUCUGGAUGGACAGAGUGAGGUUUCUCAAGAUUUAGAACCAGAAAAGGCCAGGGAUGAAGGCAGUAAAGUUCCUGGUUCAGAGAUGCAAAUGGAAAGUGAGAGGAGGACUGGGACAGCAGUUGAAGAGGCAGCCAGGGAGAAGGUUCUUGCAGGCCAGGAAAAGCCUUCAGAAAUGCCUCUUCCAUCUGAGAUAAUAGCAGAAAGGAAAUUGUACUGGAUCACAGAGGAAGACUCUAUGAUCUUAACCAUGGAAGUUCAGCCUGCGACCUUGCCAACGUCUGGUGGUGGAACUGAGGAAGCCCAGAAAAUAUGCGAAAGGAGUAGUCACAUGCCUUUGGCUGGUCCAAAGGAUGAAAACCUGGGCAUUGGUGGUGUCGGAGAUGCUUGGGCAGAAUUUGAGCGGGAGUUUGCCAUGGGUGAUACAGAGAAAGCAGAACCGUUCCCCGAGAGGAGGAUAUCAAAAGAGACAGCAAUGAACAAACAUGUGGAAUUUCAAGGGGUAGAAAUUCUUUGGAUACAAAAAGCCGAGGAACAGAAAGAAAAAGGGCACUCUGAAAUAGAGAGUGUAGAAAGGAGAACUUUCUCCAACUUGUCAAACCAUCACACAUCACACAUUCCUUCCACAGGAUUCAUUGGCUUGCCUGAUCGCCCUUGGAAUGUAUCCUGGAAAAACCUCAAAUCAGAGACAACCUCGACAAAAGGUGAAGAAGAUGAAGUUGCUGGAACUAAAGAAAAGGAUUGGGCUCAGGAAGGAAAGUCUGGGCCAGACAAGGACAGGCUAAUGGAGGAGGAAGAAGGGCUCAGUGGGAGAAUGGAAGAUGUCCUUGGGCAACUCUCUGAAAUCUCAACAGAUGUGUACAGCUCCCAGUUUGAAAGCAUUCUGGACAAUGCAUCUUUAUAUUACAGUGCCGAGUCACUAGAAACGUUAUAUUCUGAGCCUGACAGCUACUUCAGCUUUGAAAUGCCACUCACUCCAAUGAUCCAGCAACGUAUCAAAGAAGACGCUCAGUUUUUAGAAAGGACUCCCGGAGGGGUGAUGAGAAAGGACUCUUGCAAUGGAGUCGCCAAUGGACUCGGAGAGGUUAAAGAGUCGGACCUCGCUGCAGCUUGUCCUUCGGAAAGCAAUGCAAGACUGGAAUGUACUACAUCAUUAGAUGCCACAGGGGAUAUGGGCAGCCAUGAUAUUCUGGAAAAAGAAGGACAUGAAAACCUGAGCCAUGACUUCAUCAAUGGUACGACCAGUGGCAAUGUGGAGGCUGCGCGGAGGCUGGCAAAGCGCCUCUAUCAUCUGGAUAGAUUCAAACGAUCUGAUGUGGCAAAGCAUUUGGGGAAAAACAACGAGUUUAGUAAGCUUGUAGCUGAAGAGUACCUCAAGUUCUUUGAUUUCACGGAUAUGUCUUUGGAUUACUCUCUCAGGACAUUUUUUAAAGCCUUUUCCCUCAUCGGAGAAACUCAGGAAAGAGAGAGAGUUCUAAUUCAUUUCUCCAGCAGAUACCACCAAUGCAACCCCAGUGCUAUUUCCACACAAGAUGGAGUCCAUUGCCUCACAUGUGCAAUGAUGCUGCUUAACACUGACCUUCACGGCCAUAACAUUGGCAAAAAGAUGUCCUGUCAAGAAUUCAUCGCAAACCUUCAAGGAAUGAAUGAGGGUGCAGAUUUCCCAAGAGAACUCCUGAAGGCUCUUUACAACUCAAUCAAAAACGAAAAGCUUGAGUGGGCAGUAGAUGAGGAGGAGAAGAAAAAAUCCCCUUCUGAUGGCACUGAUGAGAAGGAUAAUGGAAACCAGUCCAAGUCUGUCAGUCGCAUCGGCAAUUCCAAUAACCCCUUCCUGGAUAUUCCGCAUGAUCCCAAUGCUGCUGUGUACAAGACCGGAUUCCUGGCACGUAAAAUCCAUGCUGAUAUGGAUGGAAAGAAGACUCCACGAGGAAAAAGAGGAUGGAAAACCUUUUAUGCUGUCCUUAAAGGAACUGUGCUUUAUUUGCAGAAGGAUGAAUACAAACCAGAGAAGGCUUUAUCAGAGGACGACCUUAAGAAUGCCGUCAGCGUGCACCAUGCGCUAGCAUCAAAGGCGACCGACUACGAGAAGAAGCCAAAUGUCCUGAAACUGAAGACAGCUGACUGGAGAGUGUUGCUUUUUCAAGCUCAGAGCCCUGAAGAAAUGGAGUCCUGGAUCAAUAAGAUCAAUUCUGUGGCAGCCGUUUUUUCUGCCCCACCGUUUCCAGCUGCAAUUGGAUCCCAGAAGAAAUUCAGCCGCCCUCUCUUACCUGCCUCCACCACCAAAUUAUCUCAGGAUGACCAGCUAAAAUCCCACGAGAACAAACUGAAGCAGGUCUCUACUGAACUAGCCGAACAUCGUUCCUACCCACCGGAUAAGAAACUUAAGGGCAAGGAGAUUGAAGACUACAAGUUGAAAGACCAUUAUCUGGAGUUUGAGAAAACCCGUUAUGAAAUCUAUGUGUCUCUUCUCAAAGAUGGAGCAGGAAAGAAGUUGCUGAGUACCAGUGAGAUUGAUGGUCCUGGACUGAAGAAAUGCCACUCCAGCCCUUCAUUAAAUCAGGAGUCUCCUGUCUGUGCCAAGGUGAAGCGCAACGUCUCUGAGAGGAAGGACUAUCGACCAGAAACUCCUAGCAUCAAGCAGAAGGUUACUUAAGGAAACUAAGGCAGGCUGGAGGAUCACGCGCCACUCUCUCUUUGAUAACCUGUCCUUUGCGAAACAAACAAAAAUUAACACAUCUGCCUGAAUGGGUGUUAGUGACAUUUUUCAGUUGUAAAUUUUGUUGUUUCUGUACAGGUUGUUGGAAAUGUUUUGGCUUCUAACUUGCAUUUGCCUAGUUAAGUUAUCAUAGAGCAAUUGAUCCAGUCCUCCUUUUUAAAAAGAAAAAAAAAAUAAGAAAAGAAAUGGGAGAAAAAAAUUGGAAUGUGACAGGAGAGAUUUCAUGGUAUAUUUAUCUCUCUGUCAUAUGUUGGUCUUCUUUUGUUGGCUUGUAAUUUUCAUCCGAACUGCUGCUGCUGUUCAGCCGAGGGGGAAUGAUGAGACAAAUGGAGGCUUAUCAACUUGUUAAGCCUUGUCAGUGGAUAAGCUAAGAUGUAAAAGAGACUGGGUAAAAAAUGUUCAAGUGUUGCCAAGCUCGGUAGCAACACGUUGUGGAAGAUAUGCCAAUAACUAGAUUAUUGAUCGAUCAAUCAUUGUGAUCUCUGAGUCCAAACUUUAUAAGUUACCAAGUUAAUAUUUUGGAUAUAGAAACAGAUGAAGACCUUCAGUGAAUAGAAAUGAUUUCAACUGAAACAGGUCUUAUUUUUUCAUGUCCCUGGGUGGAAACUUUCUAUCAUAACCUUCUCUGUUUUAUCUGCACAUAGUGCUACACUAAUGAUUCUCAACAGCAAAUAAUCAUAUAUUCGUUGUACUGAUAGCAGUAGCGUGUAAUGUUUUUGUUCAAUUGGCAUUAUGAUCCUCCUUCGGAUAUUUAAGUAUUUUCAGGCACUUUAUAAACUAGUUGAUCAAAAUCUGGUAUCAUUCCAGUCCCCAUUUGCUAACCAACAGGUCCCCUAUGCUGUGGAAUUGCCCGACAGAGAUGUCUGUCUAUCCCCAUAUCCAUACUGUAUUUCCUGAUUUUUAAAAAAAAAAAUGGCCCAAGAACUCUCUCAUUAUUACAGUUCCUAGACUGGUCUCAUUUCCGUUGCAGAGGAGGGAAUUACAUCUGACUCUUUCCUGGGGAUGUAAAACGUCCCGCAGUGCAAACCAAAGAGAAAAGGAACAACCAGAACAAUGGAGGUUUAAGUUAUAAUCAGAAGCCUUUGAAAAAGACUUUCUGGGGAAUAAGAAGUUUUGAAAAUUGUUGAAGGGCACCUUGUGAAACCCAGAAAUGGCAGCUCGAAGACAAGAACACAUGUUCUAGUGGGAUAUUAUUUUCUAGGUGGGGGUUUGUACAUUUUUGCCCACUUUUAUUUUUUUAAAGAGGCUAAAUUGUAUUAAAAAAAGUCCCGUCCCCUAGGCUCUGUCAGGUUGGGAGAUAAGAAAACAACAGGGUGACACAAGUGAAAGCAAUGAAUUAGGCUCCUAAAUUUAGAAUACUAAAUAAAAGCUGUCAGUAGUCAGGACAUUCUUUAUAAGUGCAAUUAAGGUAUUGUUCUACUUCAGUACUGGUAACGUGCGGCUGUUUAGAUGCCGCAAAUAUUACAGUUCCCAGCAUCAAUCGCUAUUAGACCUGCUACACCUGCUAAAGAAGUUACAUAUCAGAUGUUCAUUAAGAUAGGACUCUUAACCACCUGUACCUUCAUAAGAAAAUUUCCUUCAUUUUUUUCAGUCAUGAGUUAUCAUUGUAUGUCAUGAAUACUAAAUUGAUAUUUAGGGUACUGGAUAAGUUGCUAAUGCCUGCCAAAGAAAGACUCGCAAAGAGUGUCACAUGGUUUCAACAAGAGUUCAGAAAAGCCAGUGAACUCUCAGCCUUGCUAAACGAAAAGAGAUUGCAGUAAAAUGAUGGCACCGAUUUGCAUCUUUUAAAAAAGUGUGUGGGGGGGUUGUAUUAGUUCAAUGUAUGCUUUGUACUAGUGGAGUACAGGGGACGAAAUGAAGAGGCUGUAAAAAAAAUGUUUGGGAAGAAGACCUUGGUAAGACUGGAGAGAGAUAUACAUGAGAAAGGUUAAACUCAUCCCUUAAAACAGAGAAACUUUUUUUUCCUCUACACAUGGGUGAGACGGUGAUACUAUAUUAAGGUUGUAUAUGGCAUUUUCAUAGCUAAAGUAGACUAAAUUGAAUUAUUCAAGAGCCUUCCAGGUUGGUUGACCGUUAGCCUCCACGUCUAUUUGUUGAGUGUUACCGAUGGUGUUUGCAAACAAUAGGAUAGCAGGGUUUUUUUAGAUUUGCAUUUUGGAAUGACUACAGCAUGGUAGGAAUUAUCAGGUGUGUAUGUGAUGUAACUCCUUCCAUUAAAAUACAGAAUUUGUGGUUGGAUUCACUCGGUUGCGCUAAGCUGUUCUUUGUUUUAACCAAACUUCAUUGUACAGACCACAAUAGCUAGAUUUGCCAGUAUACUGAGCCAAAGUCAAAUGAAAUGCACCCUGGCAUAGAACAGUGUGUGAACCCAUCUACAUAGUGACUCAUUCAAUAUUUGUUCAUAUAAAGAUGCACUUUGGAAAAAUGAUCAAUGGGGAAACAGUGGCUGUUCUUUCUUUCUCUUGCAGAGCAACAAGCUCUGUAAGAUUUUGGAGUAACCCAUGUGGCAGCCAGGCAACAGCCUACAUAUAUUCCGCUCAACUAGUAGAGUCCGUGCCAAUGAGUAACAUGGACUUUCUGAUGACCUAGUACAAGCUUGGUCAAGAUUGCAUACAGAGACUGGAGAGGGUAUUAAAUUUUCUUCCCUUGACCUCCUGGAGGGAAAAGCAGGAUAUAAAGCUAACAAAUAAAUAAAUACAGAAGAGCAUUCCCUCCAACUGCAAAACCUCUCCUCUCCCCUUAGCAUACUAGGUACUUUUCCAUUUGUGUGAAACCGUAGGUUACUUCGUAGUCUGGAUUUGGUCCAGAGAUUACUCAGUCAGUUGGAAAGUGAGGAGCACGAUUUAGGAUAAGAGCCCUAGAAGUACAGAAAGAAGAAACCGCCACCUGGUUGGAUCUCUGUGCUCAAAGGAAGAGAGACUGCAAUUUUCUCCCUAAUGCACAUAAUGACAUGUCAGAAUUAACUGUCUGUGUCAUGUUUCCAUUUUCACUUUCCCUGUCCUCUUUUCACUUUCUAAGAAUCAAGUUCUAGUCAAGCCCCGUUAGGCUUAAUAUUAAAAGUAUGGUUCUUGAAAGAGGUUUGAUAACAGUUGGAAGCUUUCUGGUGGGUUUCCCCCCCCUCCCUCUGGAUUCUUUUGUGAUGCUUCCAGAAGGCUGAGACAAACCCCAAGAUGGGCUAUUCAAGUCACACAAUUAAAAGCUGGAAUGGGCUUUCUCUGCACUCUUGUUCUCAAUGUGCACUUCGAUGACUGUUGCCUUGGGGAAACAGCAGUGCAGCCAAUAAUUGAAAUGUUGCAAUCCAUGAAUGUAUUUCUUGUGUCUAUUUCUUUUCAGAAGCAGAGGGGAACUCAAAUUAUAUAUUACUUCCAAGGUGCCUAUGGUGGUGGCAGGCAGAGGGUGUCUUGUAAAUUACCAAGACUGCAGUCAGCUCCUUGGUUGCAUCCCUGAAAUAAGGGGUCAAGCAGGCUUUGGCUUCAUUAUAAUCUUAGUAGGUAGCUCAGUAGUUUUUCUCAGAGGAAUAAGUCUGCUUUUACUUCAUAUUUACUUGUACAGCAGAACAUCAGAGAUUGCACUUGUGAACCUACCUGGGGUAAACAUGAAGCUGCCUUUUUGUUGAAGUGUUGACUGCAGCCAUUCAUGAGUAAGCUUCUCCUGUAUAACCACGUUAUGAAUCAGCUUUUAUAUAUAAGCUAUUUUUUGUCUGCUCACUUGAAAAUUAAGAUGCAGUUACACUUAACCUUGCAUGGGAGAGAUGGGUGCAUUGCUGAUGUGGAUGUACACAUCUAGACAACAGCAUGCAUCAAAAUAGUUGCCUAUGCUUUUGUAAAUAUGUCUUUUGAUAGGUACAAUUACACUUAGGUCUUUUGCAAUUAAAAAGUUUUGGCUGACAUUGGAUUGGGACUAGGUACUUAGAUUAACUUUGUGCUAUAUUUCUGUUUUGCUGUUUGCAAGCAUUGUUUUCUGUAAGAAUUGGCACAUUGGCAUUCAAAUGGGUGUUUAUAAUAAUACUUACGGUCAUGCCAUGGUUGUCAGGGCCUAUGGCAAGAAGCUCCUAUAGAAGUAUAUUCACUGGUCUCUGGUUAUAUUUUUAUAUGUCAAAGGUUUUCCUAAUGUUGCUUCACUUUGCCAUUGAAGCUCGUGGCAAAAUCGCCAAAUCUCCUACAACCUUGUGGCUUUUUUAAAAAAAAAAAACAAUCCCUAGGAUCACUAUUUCAGUCCCAGGGGUUUGAAACUUGGGUGGGUAAGUAUGAAUAAUUGUACACGAUCUAAAAAUUGCUCUUGAAAUCCUGCAGCGCAUAUCAGUAAUUACAGCACCCACAGGAAUAGGCUAAAUCCCUUGAUAUUUAAACUAUUGCUGUGUCUGGAAGCAGUGAGAACAGCUUUCCAGAACAAGGUUGCUCCCCUCGGUCUCCCACUGUGUCCUUGCCAGUUGUACAAUGAAUUUAUUUUUAAGCCUUGGUCUUUGAUUUUGAUCACCAAUUCUGUUGUCACUACAACAACUGCAUUCCCUAAGACAGUGCAGCACUAUGGCCUCUAGAACCAACAGGCAUAGCUGAUUUCCAUUCCUGGUUACAAACUUCCGAGCUGAACUUUUCAGUGGUUGAUAACCAGCCUAUACAGUUAUUAUUUUAACUUUUUAAAGUCCUUGGAUGGGUGCAUCACUAAAUUAAAUCCAGCUAGGCUGAGAUUUUCAAAACGGUCCUAUUUAUUGCACCAAGUCGAAUGCAUUUUAAAGGAAAAAAAUAAGUAAGUUCUUAUUUUAACAGAUCGCCCCCAAUUGUUUGCCUGUUAUUUUUCUUAUACAGCAGUAUCUUGCUGUGUUCAUUAUUUGGGACCUGUUUUGAGCCAGAUUAGAAGUUCUUUUCAAGGGGAAUCUCUGGAUGGUACAUUAAUUCCAUUUAAUUUUCAGCUAUACAAUAUGUUCCUAGUUCUAUUAUCUGCAAAGCUGCAAUGCAUUCACACUCUGUAACAGACUGAGAAGUCUGAAAAAUCAGCACUUUAGUUUAAAUUCUGUUUAAAAGGUUGCUUUAUCUCAGCAUAUUCUAACUUUUAAAAUAUAACUUUAACAGCACUGUACUGGAAUUUAAAGAAAUUAACAGAUACAGUGGCAAGUUUUAACUAUUUUUCUGAAUCUUUAUGUUUGUAAUCAAGCUUCAUCUUUCAUUCUUAGGUCUUCAUCUGCAUAUAUUGUAUGUUCAAAGUGUUGUGAGGAUCGCUAGAAAAAUAUUUUAAGUAUUUUGACUGUUCUGGGUAUGUUUGACCGUUAAGAAUUGUUAUAGUUUGAAUUCUUCUUUUCAUUUUGGGUUUGCAUUAAGUUGAACAGAAUAAAAUUAUCUGUAUGCAAUGAGAAAGACCAUUUGGGGAGGGGAAAUUUUUUGGAGAUAUCACCAAGCAAAUUAGGCUAAGACUAUGACACAAACAGUUAAUUUUUAAUUUUUCCCAAUUGAAAAAAAAUGGAAAAAAUAAUGUUGAUGUUGGCCACUGACUUUUCAAAAUUACAGAAGCGUAUUUUUUUUAGCAGCAGGGUGGAGAUCAUGCUGCUUAUAUCUGUUAACCUAUAAUGAGAGAAUUUGAAUGAUUUGGUAAUGUUGAAAUGAAAGUUCAUCUUGCACUAGUAAUGUACACAAUCCAUUUUAAGUGAAUUUCUGUUAUGUGCUAUGCAGUUGUUGUGAUUGAAAAUAUUACAGGUUUGGCUGAGCUGAUUGGAAUUUCUGGAAAUUGUAUUUAUAAGCUUUAGGAAGUUUGAAGUUAAUUUAUUAGAGAUUAUUGUUUUUUCCUUAUUACCCAUUUUAACAUUAAUUGUGUGACUUAUCAUGGGCAAUCAUGGUUUCUAAAAUCAAGAAAUCAUUGGUUCCCCAAUAGGCUCUUCCUAGGAAAUUGGGAAAAGGCUUGUAAGGAGAUUGGUCUGCUAUUCAACUAUACAGUUUUGAAAGAUUUGAUCAAGUCUACCAUGUAGACUACCUAGAGCUAAGUGAUUAGCUAUAUGUCUUGCACGUAAAGUGGAUUAUAUUCAGUUCUCAGUAUUUUCCAGCUAAAAGGUUUUCAGAUUACAAAGCUUGGGAAAGAAAGAAUUCCUUGAAAUUUGAUGGAGCACAUUUGGAAAACAUAUUGUGACUACGUGAGGGAAUUUUCUAGUUCAGACCUUGACAGAGAUUUACAACAUUAAUUCAUGGAGCCCAAACUAUUUCUGAAUCCAUUGAAAACUUCUUGCUCAUCUCUAGCUUGGAUAGAUACAGUAGUGCAAUGUUUUCUUUAAAUAGCAAUUCCUGUUAUCUCCAAACCAGCAAGACAUUUACCCAUAUUGGCUGGGGAUGAUAGGAAUGACAAUCCCAGAAACCUGAACAAUGCCAGAUCAAAAAUUGGGAUUGGUUGAGGAGCCUCACCUAAAUUAAAUUAGAAGUAGAACUCACCAAGUAUAUUAAAAUGUAAUUAGCAUAUCUGUGUGUCUCAACAUAUUAUUUGUUAUUACUGCAGUGGUAUAAUAUGGAUAAAAACUAAUUUGUUUCAAUCUUAGUAAAGAUGGAAAUGAUACUUAAUUGCUUUCUGAUGAGGAGACACGGAAGAGAUAAUGUGACUUCUUCCACUAGUUUCAGAUGAGCUGGCCUCAGUAAUAGUUGUGGCUUAUAUUUAAAGUUUUGCCGUGCUUAGUUUAUCUUUCUGCCUUGAAGUGACUGAAAAUAUAGUAGCCAUCUUUGUUCAGCAAAGUUCUGCAUCAUCUUUUCCACUCCACGUCUUGUGCAGAGUUUAAGAAUCUUGCAUAUUUGUUUUCCAUCAUUUGUAUCACUUGAAGAAAUAGCACGGCUGACAUUUGCAGCAGCUCGGAGGCUCAGUUUAUAUCUGUCACUUUUAACAAAUUAGAUUUGCCUCUAGGACUGUGGUCUCUCUGCACCAUUCUUCUAUGAUUAUUUACAUAAUCAUCUGUAGUACAGUUCUCUGUAAAAUCUGAUUGUGACCAGCAGAAGGCCAAUGUAGAAGUGCUCUAGUUCAGGGGUCUCCAACCUUUGCAACUUUAAGACUUGAGGACUUCAAUUCCCAAAAGGAAAUUUUGGGAGUUGAAGUCUACAAGUCUUAAAGUUGCAAGGUUGGAGACCUCUGCUGUAGUUUACCCCAUUUCCCUGAAAGUGUAAAAGAGAAUUAGCAGGGAAUGUGUGCUGUAUUUUUGCUUCUUUACAUCUGUGGUGCUUUAUUUUUCCACUGGAAUUAAAGAACUAGUCUGUACUUGUCCAGAUGCAAGUUGUUCUAUUUCUUGAAAGACCAAGUCUUGUGAAAGCUUCACUAUAGAACAGAAUCUCAGAAAAGACUUCUCGUUUUAUUUUACCUCAUAUCGGCCUGGAAGAUUGGUCAAGAUUUUAACUGCAAGGAAAAUAUCCUGUUUUUAUAAAUGCUGAUUUUUCUGAGACCUAUUCAAUAGAAUUAAAAUGGAAGAGAUAUCAUUUCAAUAUUUCCCACAUUGAGAGAUGGUACAUUUUUUUGAAAAAGGGAGAGGGGUUGCUUACCUCCAGGGGCUUUUUGAUGCAUAUCUUAGGGCAUAUCUUAUAAAAGAAGGGAUGAGAUGGGUGGUCCUAAAUCAUUGUUCUUCAAACUUGACCUCUUUGCAUCAUGUGGUUAAAAGCAACCUAUAGUAAAAAAAAAAAAAAGUUCAUUGUGGCAGGUGUGAAGAAGGAUUCUGGGCAGUCAUUUGAUCCCCCUGCCUGUGAUUUGAAUGCCUGAAUUUCCAUUCCUCUCACAGUGUUAGCAACAAUUGGCAUACCAUACUUGAAGCUGAAGCCUUCAACAAUUUCAUACGCGGUAAACUGCCAUCAAAAUGAUUUGUCCUUACUGCAUUGGUACAAGUUUACAUAAUGUGAUAUUUCUGGGAAAUGGAAGUUGAGCAGAGACAUAAUUCAAGACAGUUAUUAGAGGGAAGUAACAAAAUAUUGAUUGAAAUUCCUUGCUCAAAACCCAUCUUUAAAUUCUUUCCAAGAGUAAUUGCCUCUCUAUGUCCCUGUGUAAAACCCAAGCAACAAUUGCCCUUAGACUCUAGUUUAUGCUUAUUUGGAUUCCUUUCCCUCAAGUGGAGCCUCCAGCAAACCAAAACUCAAAAAUGAAUUACCCCAGUCUCCAUCAGCUGACCUAUAGGCUACUCUUCCCAUAAAUGUUGAUAUUCCCCAACUAUCCAUUGGGCAAUUAAACUGUUGACCAGACUUUUCUGAAAUACAGAGUGGAUUAUGUUCUGCCAAGCAAAAGCCAGAAAUGAGCAUCUGGGGGAAGAGGAAAGAUCUGGCGUAAGAAUCUGAAUCACUCUCCAUGGGAACAUAAAGAGGCAAACCAAAACCUCCUUUCAUCAUACAAUUAGCCAAAGGAUCCAAAAACCUUUUCAUACAGUAAAUGCACUCUUUUUUUUGGACUACAGGAAAACACAUAGUCCAGUCUGAAGGGCAUCAGGUUGAGAUAGGCUGCCCUGUCAGUAUCACAGAAUUUCCCUUGAAAUCAUUAUUCCCCUUUUUUUCAGGUACUGCAAAGGCAAUUUCACAUUAAAUGAAGGCACUUAGAGAGCUCCUCCACUAUAUGGAAGAAGGACUCUCACUUAUGUGGAUAUUGUUUUUAUAUAUCAUUGAAAUAAUAUUUUUGAGAUUAAGUUUACAUUUGUUUUUAUUUUUUUCUGUACAUACAGUAAAUACAUUUUCCUGUUUUACCAUUGCUAGAGUUAACUCUCUACAGUCUGCGGACAAUUUGCUAGAAAAGCUGUGAGAUACUAUACUCUCUUCUCAUCCCCUUUUGUGUGUGUUCAUAUUCAUAAUGUUUACUAUCUUUCUUUUUAAUAAGUUGACAUACUGUUGUUUUGGCACAACAAAGCCUAAAGUCUUCUGAAUGGAUUUUUAUGUUUCUGACAAUGAACAAACCAGUGAAGGAAUUCACAUAUGUAUAUGAUAUAUGUAUAUGUAAAAAAAAAUAGAAAAGAAAUAAACCAAAUGUAUUUCAACUGCUGAAGCUAAACAGUGCUUAUUUGGAAUCAC